AUUCGAAUAAAUAUCACAGUAAAUCUCGUAAAUAUAUAUUUUCAGUGAUCUUAUAUUAUCUAAACAGGACAAUUUUAUAUAAAUUAUCCAAGGUGGAAGGUUUAAACUAUAAAUUUUAGCAUAGCGCCCUAUGUGACUAAAGGUAUGAAUACUUACUUUUUAAUGCACUUCAUCUCGCCCAGCAUUGGCGUCAGUAAAGAGUGGGCACACCAACCAAUAUAGCAGCUUUACUGACUGCAUCCGAAUAGGACACUAGCAGAGUCAUGCACUGCAUCGCCAUCCCAGCAUUGAUAAAUAAUUUAAAACCAUAAAAACAACAUGAAAAUGAAUACGGAUCGUUUCAACCUCACAGUUGACGAGUAUUUAGCUGAAACGAAUGUCCUCUUCUAUCUCAAUGAUGCAGUCACGCAGCUACUUGAACAUAAGGAAGAAUACACUCAGUUUGGUGUGGUCCGAUAUUUUGCAGAAUAUUUUACCAGUGUGAAGAAUGGGAAUCAUGUACUCUUCAGGGAAUUUAGUUACAUCAAGUCAACACCACAUAACAGAGUGUCCUUCAUUCAUAUCAUCUGGAAAUGCUUCAGACAGAUUGGAAAAAAUGGGGAUCUAUUGGCUAUGUCAGAAUAUAGUUCACUCCUACAGCUGCUAUGUCCAGACUUUCCUAUUGAGGUGGUACAAAACGCAGCCAGGAUUGUCCUGAUGGAUGAUGCUAUGGAUUGUCUAAUGUCAUUCUCAGAUUUCAUCUAUUCAUUCCAAAUCCAGUUCUAUUAUGAAGAGUUUGUGGAGAGUGUCUCUGUGAUUUAUCAAGACCUGCUUUCGGGAAAAAACCCAAACACUGUCAUCGUCCCGACCUCCACCUCAGUAGAGCAGUUAUCCAGCACAGUCAAUGAGGAGCCAGAUGCUCAAGAGGGCGUAGACUCCUCCGUCUUUUGUGAGUGCAUAGAGGGACUCUGUGAGAGGUUCAAACACAAAUAUCCCUCCAUUGCUGCUAUGAAGGAAAUACUAGAGAGCAGUCAGCGUGUCUCAUUCUAUGGCUGCCUGAUGGCCUUGGCCAAACAUGAAGGAGUAAACCAAGACAUCGGUGCUCUUCCCAAUAAAUCGGACCUGCUGAUUGAUCCAGAAAUGGACCAGGAGCUGGAGAGACUCAUAGCUCAAGUCGCCAUCAGCCCGACUUCCAACAGCAGCAGCAGUGUUGCGGGACAGAAGGAGAUGUCCAAAAAAGCCUCACCACGCAAGUCCCUGCACCAACGCAAGAGAAUUGAAAUGGAGAGUGACGGUUCCACGGAGGAGACGGAUUCCUCUGAGAAUUAACACCAACAGACUGUGAUGUUUGCUAACGUGUUUAUGUUUCUUAUAUAAGCCUGGAACAUGCAGUCAUUUGUUUAAUAUAUGUUCUUGUGGUGACUUUUGCUCUAUUUAUGAUGAUAAUAGAUGAUAAUCUGUGAUGGACAAUAUCACAUACAGUACAUAAUACUUAAGCCUGAGAGUGCAAUAGACAUCUAAAUGCUCUGUAAUGGCAAGAGAUAAAGCAAUAGUUCCCCCAAAAUGUUCUCAUCAUUUACACAUGCCAUUCCAGAUGCGCAUGACUUUAUUUCUUCUGCAGCACACAAACAAAGACAAUGCAAGUGAAUGGUGUUCAGAACUUUGAAGCUCCAAAAAGCACAUAAAGGCAGCAUAAAUCCACAAGACUCCUUGGUUUAAUCCAUGUCUUCUGAAGUGAUCCAAUUGGUUUUGGGCAAGAACAGACCUAAAUAUAACUCCCUUUCACUAUUAAUCAUGACAUGAGAAGUCUCCUUGGCGAUCAUGAUUUCAAGCUCGAUUACACUUCCUAGCACCAUGUAGAGCUCUGCACAUCCCUCAAGCGCUAGGAAGUGUAAUCAAAUUUGACAUCAUGAUUGUUCCUAGAGACUGCAGUGGCAAGCUGUGCAUUUCUGCUGAACUAUUCAUUCAAAGAACUUUAAGUGUGACAUAAAAAUUGUAUAAAUGUGUUUGUCUGCAGUUGUUUUAAACAUUCUUGCUAAGGUAAGCAUAUUGCUGAUACAUAAAAAAAAAAACAAACAAAAAAAAAACCCUAAUGCUAAAUAAACAUAAAACUUGCAUGUAAACACCUUAGCAAUCGCAUAGCAACCACUUCUGGUUUCUUAGUCUUAUUUUUUUUUUUUUUUACAUACCAGGACAAUACAUUUACAAAUAGGAUUCAAUUUAAUGGGUUCCACAGAACAGUUAUAAUCAUAAAAAAAAGUACAGUGAUAAUAACUGAAAUAGAAAUAGGCACAACUUGUGAUUUUACAGGAUACAUUUUUGUAUCAGAAAUAAGAAAACGAAUGUUUCAUUAUCAGGCAGCCAUUUUCUUCAGCACCAUGUAUAUAGACCACAUUCUGUCAUUAUAAUAGUAGAUUUUCACCUUCAUUGUUAUGAAUCACCUUAUAUGUUUUACGUGCCAAAAAUAAUAUAUUUUGAGAUUCUUCCCAUUUCAUUAUAAUAAUAAAUAAGAGAUCUGAUAUGUGUAAAAAGAAAAUACAAUGAUUUGGUUUUCACAGCUACAUACUUCAGGGAUACAGAGACUGAAGAUUGGAAUAGGUCCAGACUACACUCUGUUUAACAGAGCAACAUUUCGGAAUAUAAGCACAUUAAACAUUGAAUAUAAGAACAAAAAUGCAUUCACAGAAGUAAGCAUGGAUGCCAUAUUGUAUUUGUGAUGCCUGAACAGACUUUGUAGUGCGCAUCUGACCAAAGAUAAACUGUAGCAAUUACCUUAUUUCACGUACAACAGUUUGGGGAUUUCAACAAAUUGUUAACCCAGGGUCAUUUUUAACCCUGGGUUAUCAUGUUCCAAGUUUCACACUGUUAUACUUUACCAUGGUUUAGUAAUUCACAUUGUACACCUCUGUCAAAAAAUACAGGGCUGAAAGCAGUGCUUGUGUUUUUAAAGUUGUUUGUGUGAAUCUUUAAACCCAGGGUUAAAACUGGCCUUAAUGCAGGGUUAAGUUUAGCAUGAAAAGACCAAAGGGUACCAGGAGGGGCAGACAGAGUAUGUGCUUGGAUUUGAAUUUAAUUUCAUAGUCCACCUCCAUUCUGAAUGAAAGAAGGAACUGCCCCAGAGAGUAUCUCCACUUUGCUUUGGUUACAGAUAAACUUUGAAAUACAGGUCUUCAUUUUGGAUCCAGACUAACUGUAAGAUCUCCUUUCUAUCAAGGCGUGUUGUUUUCCAUUAUUAAAUGCAUUGGACAUUGUGCUUCGCAUCAAUUCAAACCCAAGCUUUGCACUGAGUAACAAUAAAUCAAAAGAUGACUUUUACAAGUCACAUCAAACUUUUUUUUUUUUUUUUUAGUUAUUACACUUUGUAAAGCUUUACAUCAGUCAGUAAUACUCGAGUGAUAAGAGGUGAAAAUAGUGCACUGUAGCCAAUAUCUGUUAAACACUUGGGGUGUUUUUUUUUUUUUUUUAUUUUAACAUUUGUCUAAAAUAGACAUCAACAUAUUAUCAACAUGACACAUUACAAAGAGGCUUAAAACCACCAUCAUGCGACACCUCAUAUAUUAUGUGGUUA
This is a messenger RNA of Myxocyprinus asiaticus (Chinese sucker), 3547 nucleotides long. RefSeq names its product centriolar satellite-associated tubulin polyglutamylase complex regulator 1. The record is from RefSeq and is a predicted model, not a curated record. The coding region runs from base 319 to 1308 and encodes 329 amino acids. Lineage: Eukaryota; Metazoa; Chordata; Actinopteri; Cypriniformes; Catostomidae. The transcript has 9 exons.